This is a messenger RNA of Drosophila subobscura, 1517 nucleotides long. Its product is annotated as phenoloxidase-activating factor 1. Bases 65 to 1435 code for a protein of 456 amino acids. The record is from RefSeq and is a predicted model, not a curated record. The transcript is spliced from 3 exons. NCBI's taxonomy places the organism in Eukaryota, Metazoa, Arthropoda, Insecta, Diptera, Drosophilidae. Gene Ontology annotation, biological process: proteolysis. Gene Ontology annotation, molecular function: serine-type endopeptidase activity.
GUAAGUGCAGUCAACAGUUUCAGAGUCAGUACUGGCUGUACGCUAAUCAACAUCGGUUCUCGUAAUGGCAAUCGCAACGCUAUCCCUGCUGAUUAUAGGUCUUUGGCUGUUUGUGUGUCUGGAAACGGCCUUGUCACUGACUGUGCCGUCACAUAAUUGCGGGGAUCUGUUCAGCUAUAUGCGUCGACCGGAUGGUUCCCUCAUCGGAGUGUUUACACCCCUCCAGGAUGGACUCACCAGUCUCGAUUGGUCUGUGACGUUCACGGCACAUGGCUCCGAUCAGACGCACACUGUGAGCAGCAUGGGGGGCUAUCCCGACAAAGAGAGCGCCUUCGAAAAGAUGCGAAGUGGCGGGCGGGGGCAGGCCUUUGUGAGAUUCCAGGACUACGGCAACGAGCUGCCCAAGCUGAUCAGGGUGGAGCUCAAUGAUCACGUUUACUGCAGUGUCUCGGAUUACGAUGCACCCUCCAGUACAAUGAGACGCGGCUGGACGGCAUCUGUCUCGGGCAGCAGCGCCCCUAGAGCUCCAGCGACGAUGCCAACGCGCAGCAGCCCAAGGACUCCAGCGACGAUGCCACCACACUUCUCCACGGGCACCAAUCCCUUCCUGAAUAGAGCCAGAACGAGCACACAGUUGACGGUUGCUCCACGAAUCGACCCCGAUCUGUCAGAGUGCGGCGUGGAAGGGUUUGCGGCUGCCCAAGCCGGAGGCGAGACCAUAACCCGAGGACGAUUCCCCUGGCUGGGCGCUCUCUAUGAAGACAACGGCCCAACGCUCAAGUACAGCUGCGUCGUGUCGUUGGUUUCCAAGCGUACGGUGAUCACGGCGGCUCACUGCAUCCACGGAAAGAAAGCGCUGGACAUUUGGGUCUAUGUGGGACGGCAUGACCGCAACACCCAUCCCGAGAGCGGAGCCACACUUAUACGCGCUUCGAGCACUCGCACACCGUCGCAGUACGACGGCAACCCAGUGCCCGACUCGGAUGUGGGCAUCGUUGUGCUCGACACUGAGGUGGUCUACACCAACUACAUUCGACCCAUCUGCCUGUGGACAUCGCGCACGUCACUGCCGGCCAAUGAGGGCGAUGUGGGCGCCGUCGCCGGCUGGGGCUUGGACGAAAAUGCCGUGGAGACGCGCUACCCCAAGGCCGUCAAUGUGCGCGUAGUCACCCGGGAGCAGUGCCUGACGGACAUGAAGCGAGCGGAGGACUUCAUCACGCCCAACACUCUGUGCGCCGGCAACAGCAAUGCCCACGGCCCCUGCCUGGGCGACUCUGGUGGUGGUCUGAUGAUCAUGCGCAACGGCCACUGGACACUCAGGGGCAUCGUCGCUCUGGCGCCGCGAAAGGGACUGAUAUGCGAUCUGCGCAAAUAUGUAAUCUACUGUGACAUUGCCAAGCAUCUCACAUGGAUCGAGAGCAACAUAGUGUACUAGAGCGGCAGUGGAGUGACUGAUGAGUGAGGUGAGAGAUGAAUGAGAAUGAAUUUCCCGCCCCAAAGUGUAGUAAAAUAUGGAU